Molecule: messenger RNA, 1563 nt
Organism: Dipodomys spectabilis (banner-tailed kangaroo rat)
Lineage: Eukaryota; Metazoa; Chordata; Mammalia; Rodentia; Heteromyidae
Product: keratin, type II cytoskeletal 72
Exons: 9
Coding region: 1-1563 (520 amino acids)
Biological process (GO): intermediate filament organization; keratinization
Cellular component (GO): keratin filament
Molecular function (GO): structural constituent of skin epidermis
Source: RefSeq, a predicted model, not a curated record
AUGAGUCGCCAGCUGUCCGUCUACUCCAGCGGGGAGCGCCUGGGCUUCAGUGGCUGCUCGGCAGUCAUCUCGGGCCGGUUCAGCAGCAGUCGCUCCUCCUUCAGGGCCGGGGUCAAGGGCGCAGCCACAUUUGGCAGCCGGAGCCUCUUCAACAUGGGGGGCGGCCGGCGCCUGGCACUCAGCGCUGCUCGGGCGGGUGGCUUUGCGCCAGGCCAGGGGGGCACGAGUGGUGGCCGUCCCGGGGGCUUCGUGGGCACCGUCUUUGGCAGCGCUGGAUUGGGGCCGACAUGUCCGUCUGUGUGUCCCCCGGGGGGCAUCCCUCAGGUCUUUGUCAACAAGAGCCUCCUGGCUCCCCUUAAUGUGGAGCUGGACCCCGAGAUCCAGAAGGUGCGCACUCAGGAGCGCGAGCAGAUCAAGGCGUUGAACAACAAGUUUGCUUCAUUCAUUGACAAGGUACGCUUCCUGGAGCAGCAGAACCAGGUGCUGGAGACCAAGUGGGAGCUGCUGCAGCAGCUGGACCUGAACAACUGCAGGAAGAAUCUGGAAUCCAUUCAUGAGGGCUACAUCAGCAGCCUGCGGAAGCAGCUGGAAGUGCUGUCCGGGGACCGGGUGAGGCUGGACUCGGAGCUGAGGAGCAUGAGGGACGUGGUGGAAGACUACAAGAAGAGGUACGAGGUGGAGAUUAACCGACGCACUGCUGCUGAGAAUGAGUUCGUGGUGCUGAAGAAGGAUGUAGAUGCUGCCUACAUGAACAAGGUUGAGCUUCAGGCCAAAGUAGAAUCUCUGACAGAUGAUAUCAAAUUCUUCAAGUGUCUCUAUGAAGGGGAGAUUGCUCAGAUGCAGUCCCACAUCAGUGACACCUCUGUCAUUCUGUCAAUGGACAAUAACCGACAGCUGGAUCUGGACAGCAUUAUUAAUGAUGUUCGAGCCCAGUACGAGGACAUGGCUGUGAAGAGCAAGGCUGAGACAGAGAACCUGUACCAUGACAAGAUCCAGGAGCUGCAGCUUACAGCAGGCCAGCAUGGGGAUGACCUCAAACUCACCAACGCUGAGAUCUCAGAGCUUAACCGGCUGAUCCAGAGGAUCCACUUGGAGAUAGGCAACGUGAAGAAGCAGUGCUCCAACUUGGAAACAGCCAUCGCUGACGCAGAGCAGCGGGGUGACUGUGCACUCAAAGAUGCCCGGGCCAAGCUGGACGAGCUGGAGGGCGGACUGCAGCAGAGCAAGGAGGAUCUGGCCCGGAUGCUGUGUGAGCACCAGGAGCUCUUGAACGUCAAGCUGGCGCUGGACAUGGAGAUUGCCACCUACAGGAAGCUGCUGGAGGGUGAAGAGAGCAGGAUGUCUGGCGAGUACCCGAAUUCUGUGAGCAUCUCUGUCAUCAGCAGCACCAAUGCCGGGCCAGCAGGGGCUGGCUUCAGCGUGGGAUUUGGUGCCUCUAACAGUUACAGCUACAGACCUAUGGGGCUGGAGGUCAAGACCAAAGGCAGCUGUGGCAGCGAGCUCAAGGAUUCGGUUACUAAAACCUCGGGCAGCAGCUGUACAACCAAAAAGGCCUCCAGAUGA